Molecule: messenger RNA, 1905 nt
Organism: Poecilia reticulata (guppy)
Lineage: Eukaryota; Metazoa; Chordata; Actinopteri; Cyprinodontiformes; Poeciliidae
Product: alpha-(1,3)-fucosyltransferase 4-like
Cellular component (GO): membrane
Molecular function (GO): alpha-(1->3)-fucosyltransferase activity
Source: RefSeq, a predicted model, not a curated record
CCCAUUCAGCAGCAACUGGCAACCCGACCGGCACUGCCACGUCUGAGCGUCGGUGUGUGCAGUCAGCCGUGGGGUUAACGCUUCUCGUUUCAUUUCAAAUGAUCCACAAGCGGGAGACGUUAGACAUGAAGUAACUGGAGCGACAUGACCUGUUUUAUUCUACAGUGCUCUUAUCUUAUCUCAGCUCGCACACCUGAACGAGAGGCCAAAGGUGUUCAGUUCAGGGUGUGCCAGCCGGCGCACUGUAAAAUGUAACUUCCCCAUAGGCAUAUUAUCCCGUAUGAGGGUGGGGGGAUCCGCGGGGUGAGGGGAGUCCAUGGGAGUUCGGGCAGCUUGGAGACAAGCGGGCCCCUCUCCCAGAGCAUCCCGGCGGACAGGUGUACGGACAUUAUCUUUGGAAGCUGUCCUGAAAAGACCCCGGCUGUGCGUGUGCGUGGCCGCCGCGGGCUUCCUGCUCCUCCUGGCGGCUUGUGCGCGGUACCUGCCGGACCAGGCCGCCCUGCAACAGCAGCAGCCGCCGCCUCCACCCGAGGUGACCCUCCUGAUCUGGACGCAUCCCUUCGGGGAUAACCACGAACUUCCGGACUGCCUGCAACUUUAUCAGAUCCGCGGGUGCAGGCUCACGGACGACCCAUGGGCGUACCCGCAGGCCGACGCCGUGAUCAUCCACCAUCGGGAGAUCGCCAACGGUGACGCGUAUCUCCCACAGGAGCCGCGGCCCGACGCGCAGAAAUGGAUAUGGCUGAACUACGAGUCCCCCACGCACACGUCCGAGCUGUGGCUCGUGGAGGGCGUCUUCAACCUCACCCUGACCUACCGGACGGACUCGGAUAUUUUCCUGCCUUACGGCUACCUGGUCCCCCGGGCGCGCGCAGCGGACGGGGCUCCUGGCGGCGGCCAGCUCUCACUCUCAAGACGCCCGCGUAAGCGCUUCGUGGCCUGGGUGAUCAGCAACUGGUCGGAGACCCACGCCCGAGUGGGCUUCUACCGGCAGCUCCGCGAGUUCAUCCGAGUGGACGUGUUCGGGCACGCCGGGCGGCCGCUGCAGGGGGGCGGCGACAGCGUGGUGCGGCUGCUGCGGCGCUACAUGUUCUACCUGGCGCUGGAGAACUCGCAGCACACUGACUACAUCACGGAGAAGCUGUGGAACGCGGUGCUGGCCGGGGCGGUGCCGGUGGUUCUGGGGCCGUCCAGGCAGAACUACGAGCGCUUCCUGCCGGCGGAGGCGUUCAUCCACGUGGAGGACUUCCCCACGGUGAAGGAGUUGGGCCGGUACCUGCUGGCUCUGAGGGGCGACCCGGCCCGGCUGAGGCGGCGGCACCUGGACUGGAGGAGGAGCUACAGCCUGAGGCAGCCGAGGUUCUGGAUGGAGCACUACUGCACGGCCUGCAGGGAGGUGAGGAGGAGCAGAGGACGGACUCAGACGGUGACGGACCUGAGGAGCUGGUUUCACUCAUGAGAGCCGCGACAACGAGUCGCUUUUAAUUUAUAGAUGAGAACGUCCUGGGAGUUCACCUGGAUUUUGUUUUUCAAAUUGCUACUGGGGAUUGCUUACUCAUUUUCAUAUCAGUGUUUUGUUUUUUUGUUUUUUUAAGUGGACUCACGCUUAUUUGACUGUUUAAUUCCAUAAAGUGAGCAGUCACCAAUUAUAAAACAAGCUAUAAACAUUAAAUUUUUUUUAUCAAAUCACCAAAUACAUAUCAAAUAUGUUGAUCAACUCACUACUGAUCAAAAACAAGUUUGGUUAGUAGGAACUCUGUGUUUCGCCAUCUUUGCACUUUUCUGUAAGUUUGUUUCUGGAUUUGUGGUGCAUAUGCUGCUUCUCCAUGUUUGGUUACGUCCCAGGUCUGAUCAAUAUGUAAUUCAGGCGUUUAAACAAACACCAUAAUAAAGUGACAGAACUGA